AUGGCAACCAUCUACGUCUUAAUGUUGCUCCUAAAAUUGGUCAUUUCAAGUCACCAAGAGCAAUGCGUAAUAUCCAAGUACGAAGAUGUGGAAUCCGUUAUCUCCAACUGCACCGACAUCGCCAUAGACGACCUCAUCGUUCCCUCCGCAACGACCCUUACACUGAACCUUCAAGAGGGAACCAAAGUUACCCUGAGGGGAAAUAUCUCCUUUGAGUUUGGUUAUUGGAGUGGACCGGUGGUUCUGAUUGCGGGAAGUUCACUCACAGUCGUUGGAGAACCAGGUGCGGUUUUCGAUGGUCAGGGAGAACGCUACUGGGACGGUCAAGGCACUUGGAGCACUUUUGAGAAACCCAGAUUCUUGCGCAUCGAAGCCCGAGACAGCAUGUUCUCAAACAUCAAAAUUCUGAACUGUCCAGUAGCCUGCAGCAAAAUAAACGUAUCCAGCAACGUCAUAAUUGACAACUGGACCAUUGACAAUUUGGCGGGUGACGAGGGAGUAGCCCCUCCUCAAAAAUUUGCUCAUAAUACGGACGGAAUACAAGUUAGAGCUUCGACCAAUGUGACCAUAACAAACUCGUCUAUUUCCAAUCAGGAUGAUUGCGUGGCAAUCAAUUCAGGUUCGAAUUUCCUUGUGGAGGGCUUGUAUUGCCACGGAGGUCACGGACUGAGUAUAUCGGUGGGUUUCGAAAAUGCCACUUUUGCCGAAAACUCGGUAGAUAACGUGACAAUAAGAAAUUGCGCUCUGGUCAAUGGUGAAAAUGGAAUUCACAUUAAAACGCACGCCGACGCAACUAACGGAAGAAUAAGUAACGUGCUCUACGAGAAUAUCAAUUUCGAAGGACCCGUCUUGUACGGCAUCAACAUCCAACAAAACUACCGAAAUCUACCGGCAAACGGUACCAUGGAUCCUACCCCGGUGGGCAACAUCCCCAUAGUCAAUUUGACGUUUAGAAAUAUUGUCGGAAAAGUAGCUGCAUCCGCUGUACCUGUGUACAUAAUAUGCGCUGAUGGGGCUUGUCUUAAUUUCGACUGGCACAAUGUCUCCGUAACAGGAAUUAAGCCGAACGAUUGCAAUUUUAAUCCGGAAGGCUAUAAAUGCUAG
Messenger RNA from Cylas formicarius (sweet potato weevil), 1104 nucleotides. RefSeq names its product polygalacturonase-like. Gene Ontology annotation, molecular function: polygalacturonase activity. The record is from RefSeq and is a predicted model, not a curated record. Gene Ontology annotation, cellular component: extracellular region. NCBI's taxonomy places the organism in Eukaryota, Metazoa, Arthropoda, Insecta, Coleoptera, Brentidae. The transcript is spliced from 5 exons. Bases 1 to 1104 code for a protein of 367 amino acids. Gene Ontology annotation, biological process: pectin catabolic process.